UAAUAAUGCACACGAAAUUCAAUUUCAGGCAAAUACGAGAAGCUGUACAAUGCAUAAUAAUCAACAUGUAAAUUAUGAAACAUCAGCACGGACAAGUGAUAUAAAUAAUCGGUCAAUUAACAUGUUGCACGAACGCAUGGAUCGGAUGGAGGCAGAAUUCAAAAGGACGAAUACUUUACUUCAAAAUAUUUUGAAGUGCGUACAACCGAAUAAUCAAGGUGUACCACGAAAGCCUGCAGUUCUCCCAAUAUCAUCUCUAGCCGAAAUGGAUGAUUUCGAAAAUAUGAAUGAAGAUGAUUAUAAUGAUGUCGUGAAUUAUCUUUGUUAUAUAGGCGGCUUUAAUUUAAAAGAGGCAGUAAAUCUGUGUCUAAAAGAGACUUUGAAGGAUACUGUAACACCGUCGUUCACAUGGUGGGGCCGCGAAAAGCGUGAAGGAGCGCAACGGCCAUUAUAUAACGCUCGGUUAAUUAUUGCUAUUUAUGACGCUGUAUGUAAAAACCGGCACUUCCCAAAGCCGACUCGUACGGAAUUUCAAACCCAGGCGAAGGAAGCUCUCCGGGCUGCAAAGGAAAGGGCAAGAACCAAGUUGCAAGGUCCACGUGCACGCAUGCCGGUUCCAAGGAAUCGUAAUUUUUGGAACGACGAGCCCGAACGAGAACAAGAAGAGGAAGCAAAUAACAAUUAAUAAUGUUACAGAUACUCCCCUGGAGACGUUGCUACUCACUCUGCUCACCAACAUAGAGGGAAGGAUGACUAGGUCAUCGCGACGACGUCCACGGAACGAAAGAAGAUACAAUCGGCAUUUUUUAAUGCCAACCGGUCUCGGUAGAUGCUAAGCUGUGUGAGAAAGUAUUUUGUCUCAACUCGGAAUGUAACAUUGAUCCAAGCAAUCGUUAUGUCCAAUGACGCCGGUUUACCAAUAAAACAGAUGAAAAGAUUACGCACAUUAUCGAGAAUCACAUACAUGUAAAGCACCAACCGUACAUGGACGUGACUUUUUAGUGUGUGUAUCUUUACGUCUGUUUUAUGAGUGAACUGCGGGUUCUUUUUAGCACUGCAUACACCGAAACUGAUUUCAAAAUUAGGUGUUGCGGUAUAACGUUUACUUGGCUCGAUUUUACGUAUCUAUUUUGGGAUUAAACCUUCCUCGCACAGCUCUAGUGGAGAUCAAUCAAUCGGCACUUUUCAGUGCCAUUUA
Molecule: messenger RNA, 1198 nt
Organism: Monomorium pharaonis (pharaoh ant)
Lineage: Eukaryota; Metazoa; Arthropoda; Insecta; Hymenoptera; Formicidae
Exons: 6
Coding region: 50-685 (211 amino acids)
Source: RefSeq, a predicted model, not a curated record